GAUCCAAAGUGCAUAUUUCAUCACCUCCUCCCUAGCCUACGUGCCCUUAUUCAAAGUUAGAGAUGGGGUACCCAUUGAUUAAAGCUAAAGGGUAUUUUUGUCACUUUAAAGUAUAAAGAUAUAUAGAGAAUCAACUUUAUCUUUCCCCCUAAUCUCAAAAUCCCAACUCUUUUUCCAAACAAGUGUACAACUUUUUAAGCACAAGUUACAACUUUUCAUGCAUGAUGUACAUUCCUUGUUUGUUUAAAACUUUAAAUAGCUCUAUGGUAAUAAAACUCUCUUUGUGUAAAGAAGUUGUUGAUCGACACUGGAAUUACCAAUUCCAUUCCUCCCUUUUUCCAUUCCUACCACUUUUAGAGAGAGAAAGAGAGGAGAGAGAGAGAAAGAGAAAGGGGAAAGAAAUAAAGGAGGGGUUUAGCUUCUUCCUUGAAUUUCAAGACUCUCUUUGAAGAUGUAUGAUUCUUUAAGCCUUCAAGUUUCUCAGAUUCCCUUCACUUUUCCAUUCCUUUUCAAGCAACCCAUUUCAAUUCCACCCCAUAAAUCCUUUUGUUUCUUCUUCUACAAAUCAUACCAACAACCCAAUUCCCCUUGAAACAAAAGAAAAAAAACAAAAACAAAAACCCACUAAACAUGUUGUCCUUGUUUGUCAUAAUCACCACACUCUGGCUUUCAAUUCCCUCCUCUGUUUCCACUGAUUUUGAUACCUUAAUCACUCUCAAACAAGGCUUUGAUUCCAUUCCUUUUGCUCUCCACACUUGGAAUUCCUCUAACCCCAACUCCCUUUGCUCAUGGGUCGGAAUCAAAUGCUCCAAAAACCGAGUCAUCUCACUCAACUUAUCAAAUUUGAGAAUCCACGGCUCUGUUUCCCCUGUUUUUACCUCUCUAGACCGCCUCGUCGAGCUUUCGCUCGAUGGCAACAACUUCACCGGCCACUUCAACCCCUCCAAUCUAACCGCCCUUCGGUUUCUAAACAUUUCUAAUAACGCAUUCGAAGGGGCGUUAGAUUGGAACUACUCAACUUUACUAAAGCUUGAAGUUGUUGAUGUGUACAAUAAUAAUUUCACUGCUCCCCUGCCUACCCAAAUCACAAAUUUAAACAAGCUCAAAUACUUGGAUUUAGGUGGGAAUUACUUCUACGGGACAAUCCCGAAACAAUUCGGCGAAAUGAUCACUCUAGAGUACUUAUCACUCGCUGGAAAUGAUCUCCAUGGAACAAUUCCUGUAGAAUUGGGUAAUCUAACAAACUUGAAAGAAAUCUACAUGGGUUAUUUCAAUGUGUUUGAAGGUGGGAUUCCAAGGGAAUUUGGAAAGCUGGUUAAUCUAGUUCAUAUGGAUCUUUCUUGGUGUGAAUUAGAAGGCCCAAUCCCACCUGAGCUUGGGAAUUUGCAGUCGUUAGACACGAUUUUCCUUCAUAUUAAUCGGCUUUCCGGUUCCAUUCCUAAGCAGCUUGGGAAUCUAACGAGCUUGGUGAAUCUUGAUCUCUCUGCAAAUUCGUUAUCCGGUGAAAUCCCGAAUGAGCUCGGUAACCUCAACCGGCUUAAGCUUUUGAAUCUUUUCAUGAAUAGAUUACACGGGUCCAUACCGGAUUUUGUAGCAGAGUAUUCGGAGUUGGAGAAGCUGGGAUUAUGGGGGAAUAAUUUCACCGGUGUGAUACCCGAGAGUCUUGGAAGGAAUAGGAAGCUUCGGGAGCUUGAUUUGUCGUCGAAUAAGCUCACCGGAAGUAUCCCUCAGGAUCUUUGUGCUUCUAAUGAGCUUAGGAUCUUGAUUCUGCAGAAGAAUUUCUUGUUUCGGUCGAUUCCGGAGGGUUUGGGUUCGUGUUCGAGUCUUGUUAGAGUGAGAUUAGGGGAGAAUUACUUGAAUGGUAGCAUUCCGGAUGGGUUGGUUUACUUGCCGGAGUUGAAUUUGCUGGAGUUGCAGAAUAAUUACUUGUCAGGAAAUCUGUCAGAAAACCGGAAUCCGGGUUUGGGGCCGGUUAAGUUGAGUCAACUUGAUUUGUCGAAUAAUCAACUUUCGGGUUCUUUACCGUUUUCUAUUUCGAAUUUUUCUUCCCUCCAAAUCUUAUUAGUGGCCGGAAACAGAUUCUCAGGAUCUAUUCCGGCCACUAUUGGUCAACUUCACGAGGUUUUAAAGCUCGACUUGAGUGGGAAUUCGCUUUCUGGCGAAAUCCCACCUGAUAUUGGAAACUGUGUUCAUCUUACUAAUCUUGACUUGAGCCGGAAUAAUCUUUCCGGCUCGAUUCCAAUAGAGAUUUCGAAUAUUCGAAUCUUAAAUUACUUGAAUGUGUCGAGGAAUCACUUGAGUGAUUCUAUUCCAAAGACUAUUGGAACCAUGAAAAGUCUCACGAUUGCGGAUUUUUCAUUCAAUGAUUUGUCGGGUAAAAUACCCGAAACCGGUCAGUUCUCAUUUUUUAAUGCCUCUUCGUUUGCGGGCAACCCUCAACUUUGUGGCGAGUUGUUAAACAACCCUUGUAAUGCUAGCAGAAUCACAGAUUCCGCUAACAAAAAGCCUACAAGGUUCAAAUUGAUAUUCGCCCUCGGCCUUCUUAUUUGUUCACUAGUAUUUGCGGCUGCGGCUAUGAUGAAAGCCAAGUCAUUUAGAAGAUCGAGUCCUGACGCUUGGAAGAUGACAUCCUUCCAAAAGCUCGAUUUUACAGUUUCCGAUGUUUUAGAAUGCAUCAAAGACGGUAACGUGAUAGGCCGAGGUGGAGCUGGGAUCGUCUACCAUGGUAAAAUGCCAAACGGGACCGAAAUAGCCGUAAAAAAGCUUGUUGGUUUCGGAAACACAAGCCACGACCAUGGUUUCCGAGCCGAGAUCCGAACUCUCGGCAACAUUCGACAUAGAAACAUAGUGAGACUAUUGGCAUUUUGCUCCAACAAAGACACCAACCUUUUGGUAUACGAGUACAUGCGAAACGGGAGUCUAGGAGAGGCGCUACACCCGAAAAUCAAAGGCAGCGGGAUUCUAGGAUGGCAUUUACGAUACAAAAUAUCAAUAGAAGCCGCUCUAGGGUUGUGCUACCUCCAUCACGAUUGUUCACCAUUGAUCGUGCAUAGAGACGUGAAAUCGAAUAACAUUUUACUAAACUCGAGCUACGAGGCUCACGUUGCUGACUUUGGACUCGCCAAGUACCUAGUCGAUGGCGGUGCAUCCGAAUGUAUGUCGGCUAUCGCGGGGUCAUACGGUUACAUCGCUCCCGAAUAUGCUUACACGUUAAGGGUGGAUGAAAAGAGUGAUGUUUAUAGCUUUGGGGUUGUGCUACUUGAGCUGAUUACUGGAAAACGUCCGGUAGGGGGAUUUGGUGACGGUGUAGAUAUCGUACAAUGGACUAAGACAUUAACGAGGUGUCGAAAAGAAGAAGUCAGUCGCGUCAUUGACCAAAGGCUCGUCAACGUUCCUCAAGACGAAGCGAUGCAUUUGUUUUUUAUAGCUAUGUUGUGCAUUCAAGAAAAUAGCGUUGAAAGGCCGACAAUGAGAGAAGUGGUUCAGAUGCUCUCGGAAUUCCCACGAGACUCGUCGGAGAAUAAAUCUUCAUCGUCAUCCGUUGUUUUUCUUCAACCAAAAAAAGUUGAUAAAGACAUAACGUACUCAAAGCUCGGACACGAUCUAUUGGUUUAGAAAGUUGGGAUUUUGUUGGUUCAAAAUUGGUUUGGGUUUUUGUUUACAAAACGUGAUAUGUGAUAAAAGUUAUCAUGUUUUCUUUUUCAUGUGCUCCUUUAUUAAUUAGAACAAAACGGGAGUAAAUUAGUAAAUGUAGUUGGUUAUAGAGGUGAACUUUGAGUAGAUAUAAGAGAACCUUCGAAUCUUCAUGUGUAUUCUUUUUGUUUAUAUGCAUGCUAAUCUAUGUAUGUAUUUCUUCUA
Messenger RNA from Helianthus annuus (common sunflower), 3858 nucleotides. Its product is annotated as leucine-rich repeat receptor-like serine/threonine-protein kinase BAM3. The transcript is spliced from 2 exons. The record is from RefSeq and is a predicted model, not a curated record. The coding region runs from base 631 to 3615 and encodes 994 amino acids. Gene Ontology annotation, cellular component: plasma membrane. Gene Ontology annotation, biological process: protein phosphorylation; hormone-mediated signaling pathway. Gene Ontology annotation, molecular function: protein binding; ATP binding; protein kinase activity. NCBI's taxonomy places the organism in Eukaryota, Viridiplantae, Streptophyta, Magnoliopsida, Asterales, Asteraceae.